UUUGCAGUGCAUCAGGUUCUGCAUGCAGCACCUUCUGCACGCACGGCUUUGCCCGCUCCAUACGGUGCAGUCCCACCUCACGCCCUCCCCUCAUCUCAUCCCCCCCCCCAAAAUUGCACCCCCCCUUCCACCAACCAGCUCUAUGAGAUGAGCGAGACGUUGCUGCAGUACUUCCCGGGCCCCCAGGACAAAAUCUACUCCCUGCUGGAUUCCAUGCGUCGUUUCAUCGCGCGCCGCGUGCGCAGCAACGCCCAGAGCCUGGAGCCCAGCAACCCCCGCGACUUCAUCGACUGCUUCCUGCUGCAGAUGGAAAAGGAGAAGAACAACCCGAACUCGGAGUUCACGAUGGAGAACCUGGAGCUGACGGCCCUCAACCUCUUCUUUGCGGGCACAGAAACCAUCAGCUCCACGCUGCGCUACGGCUUCGUGCUGCUCAUGAAGAACCCGGCCGUGCUGGAGAAGAUGCAGGCGGAGAUCGACGCUGUGAUCGGCCGGGAGCGGCCGCCCCGCGUUGAGGACCGCCCCGCGCUGCCCUUCAGCGACGCCGUGAUCCACGAGAUCCAGCGCUGCGCCGACCUCAUCCCCAUGAACGUCCCGCACAGGGUGACCAGGGACACCGAGUUCAGGGGCUUCCUGCUGCCCAAGGUGGGGGCGGGGGGUAUGGGGA
Phasianus colchicus (ring-necked pheasant) is the source of this 667-nucleotide messenger RNA. Lineage: Eukaryota; Metazoa; Chordata; Aves; Galliformes; Phasianidae. The record is from RefSeq and is a predicted model, not a curated record.